Molecule: messenger RNA, 7916 nt
Organism: Ciona intestinalis (vase tunicate)
Lineage: Eukaryota; Metazoa; Chordata; Ascidiacea; Phlebobranchia; Cionidae
Source: RefSeq, a predicted model, not a curated record
UUUCUGACAUGUUUUAGAUAAUGUUGAAUUGAUCUGUCUCGCGGUAUCGUGAGUUUUGUAUUUAAAAGUGGAAAUUCUGCACGCGUGCUGAUUUCUAACUGCUAUCAUGGCUGAAAGCGUUCAAGCAUUUGUUCAAGGCCUCAAAAGUCGGAAUGAAGACACACGAUUGUCAAUAGCUACUGCACUGCAGCAUUAUAUCAACACAGAGGUACAAGAGCUAUCCAGCGAACAAAACAUUGAAUUUAUGAGUGAAUUAAACUCUAAUAUAUAUGACAUGUUGUCCAGCUCUGAUAUUCAUGAAAAAAAAGGAGGUUUACUUGGUAUUGUUAGUCAGAUUGAUGUGGAUGGAAGUGACGGACAACUUUUGAAGUUCUACAACUUGUUGAGGAACCUAUUGCCUUCACCUGAUAUUGGGGUGAUGGAGAUUGCUGCUCAAGUAAUGGGAAGAAUGGCGGCAUCCAGUGGUUAUAGAACCGAACAUAUUGAAUUUCAAGUACAAAGAUCUGUUGAAUGGUUGGGGACUGAAAAAAAUGACCCGAAGAGACAUGCUGCUGUCCUUGUAUUGCGAGAAAUGGCUGUCAGUUCAUCAACUAUUUUCUAUCAACAAAUCCAGUCUUUUUUUGAUGGAAUUUUCCACGUCAUUCAUGACUCAAAGCAAUCAAUACGGGAAUGUGCUAUUGAAGCUUUACGAGCUGCAUUGUCGCUUGUUGUUCAACGAGAGACAAAAGAUUCAAAAUAUAGGCCAGCAUGGUAUGAGGCUUGUUAUGAUGAAGCAACUUCAAUAUGCGAUCCAGUUACAUUUGAAAAACCAUCUAUUAUUCGUGAUGACCGUGUACAUUCAUCAUUACUUAUAUUAAUCGAGCUACUACGUGUGUGUACUACUGACGAGUUAUUUUUAUCUGGAGAUUCUGCACCAAGUUCAAUAUAUUCACCAAAACAUUCAAAUUUAAGUUCAAGUUCGGAAAAAAGCCGUUUAUUCCGAAGCAACAAAAGCACUUCGUUCAAGUUAUCAACGUUUUUAAUGUCUUCAUAUCAAGGAAGUUCUGUCCAACCACCCUCUGCACUGUCGAGCAGCACUUCCGUGUCGGGAAUGUUGUUGAAAAGUUCAUUGUGCUGUAAACUGCUUUCAGAUAAAUUUGAACAUAUGUGUCAGUUCGUUCUUACAUUCCGGUCUUCAAGAAGUGUCUUAGUUCAACAUUCUGUUCUCUCUCUUUUACCGCGUCUUGCUUUGUUUGAUCCUGAGAAAUUCACAAAAUCUUCGUUAUCAGAAGCUAUGACUUUUCUGUUCUCUUGUUUAAAAAAGGAGCGAGAUCGUUCGGCUGCUUUUCUUGCCACAGGCUUAAUGUCGGUUGCAGUAAAAGAUGCAAUUGAACCUUACCUGACUAAGUUGUUUGAAUUCAUAAAACAAUAUCUGCCAACAAAAGAACCCGCUACAAAGCGGCAUAGAAACUAUGUACCUGAAUCCUCAGUGUUUGGCUGCAUAUCAAUGCUAGCCAAGUCUGCUCCAGCAAUAACUCUGCAUUAUAUUAGAGAUGAAUUAUUACAAUCUAUGUUCAAUGUUGGGCUAAAUGGUGCUGCUAUGCAAUCUCUGCACGAACUAAGCAGCAUAGCAAGUUUAUAUCAAUCCAUACAAGAAGGUGUGCUCAAUAUACUUUCAAGUGUUCUGCUUCCAAAUCAACAUGCUGCUGGUGAUAAUACUUCAGAAGCAACAGAAAUGGCGACCAUAAUUCUUGCGUUGAGAACUCUGGCAUUAUUUCCUUUCCCUGGCAACGAAGCAAAACGUUCAAAAAUUCUCCCCCAACCAUUCAUGGACUUCUGUGAAGAAUGUUCCACGGCUAAAUACUUGUGCCACGAAAAUCGUGAAGUGAGGUUACAUGCUGUGGCUACAGUUGUUGCACUUAUGCGACCUUCUAUACCAAGGCCUUGUACAUCUAGUCACCAAACAGUGAUUUACCCUGUGCUGUCACCAAAGUUGUCAAAAAUUAUUGGAAGCAUUUUGAACUUGGCAAUUGCUGAUUCAGACAAACAAGUUCGAAUGCACGUUCUUAAUCUGCUGGAUGAUCGGUUUGACUGCUACCUUAUCCUGUCUGAGAAUCUAAACCUGUUAUUUGUUGCCCUGCAUGAUGAAGCAUUCGAGGUUCAAGAAUUAGCAAUUCAAACUAUUGGUAGAUUAUCUGAGUUGAACCCAGCUUAUGUGAUGCCUAUGCUACGAAAAACUCAUAUACAGCUUGUGGCUGAACUUGAACACAGUGGGAUUGGAAGAAAUAAAUUACAAGCUUCACGUUUAAUUGGUCAUCUUGCACGAAAUGCACCGAAUGUAAUGAAGGCUUAUGUUGUACCAACUAUAAAGACCUUGUUAAUGAAACUAAGUGAUGAAGAACAAACAGUUGCUGUGUCUGUUGGUAUGAUGAGAACCAUCGGUGACCUCGCUGAGGUUGGAGGAAAGGACGUGAGCGUUGUAACGGACCAUCUUUUCCCCAUCAUAUUAUCAAUGCUGCAGGAAAUGUCUUGUUUUACAAAGAGAGAGGUUGCCCUCGUGACACUUGGUAAGAUAGUGGAAAGCACUGGAUAUGUGGUGGAACCUUAUUUUAAAUGUCCCAUGUUAAUUGAUGUCUUACUGGGGUUCCUUAAAACUGAACCAAGCUUGGCAUUUCGAAAAGAAGUUAUGAAAGUGCUUGGUUUGAUUGGAACAUUAGAUCCGUUCAAACAUAAAAUGAACCAAGGAUCAACUGAAGAUGUUUCUGUUGGUGCCAACGAACGAAGAGUAAAGAAAGAUACCGAUUUCAAUGUAAAUGAAAUGCUAGUUUCAAUUGGAACAACAUCAGAAGAUUUUUAUCCUGCUGUUGCCAUAACAACUCUCAUGCGUGUAUUACGUGAUCCAUUGUUAUCCUCACAUCAUAAAGAUGUCAUACAAGCUGUCAAUCACAUGUUUGAAUCAUUAAACGUGAAGUGUGUACCUUAUCUACCAGAGAUAAUACCAACAUAUUUAUCAACUAUUCAAACUUGUGAUCCAAGCAUAAGAGAGUUUUUGUUCAAGAACUUGGGUCUUAUCAUCAGCACAGUGAAACAGCACGCUCGAGGAUUCAUGGAUCGGAUAUUUGUUGUUAUUAAGGAGCACUGGGGGGUGGGGAGUGAGAUGCAGAGCAUCCUCCUCUCUCUCUCGGAGAAAAUAGCAUCCGCUCUCUCCUCUGAGUUUAAACUUUAUCUUCCCCAAAUAAUUCCUCAUGCCCUGCGGAUAUUCCUAUAUGAUGAUAGUCCGGGAAAAACUGUUACACUUGACCUUCUCCAUGCUUUACAAGUGUUUGGGGUAAAUAUAGAUGAUUACAGUCACCUGUUGCUUCCACCAAUGAUGCAACUACUACGUGCUACUACUACACCUAUUAAUAUAAAAAGUGCAAUCCUUGAAACAUUAUGUACGUUGUGCGAAUGCAUUGACUUGUGUGAACAUAUGUCAUUGGUGGUUCAUCCACUUGCUAAUGUAAUUGAUACAAUUCCUGAUCUACAGUCAUUAGCUGUCCGUACUUUAUGCUCUGCUAUCCGACAGUUUGGAUCAAGGUUCUCUGUAUUUGUACAAAUGGUUGACCAGCUUAUGUUGAAACACAAAAUCUCAAGUUCACUUUAUGAAAGUCUUGUAUCUCAAAUUACUAAGGGUAUAUUGCGGCAAGAUACAGAUGCAUUCUUAUGGUCGGGCAUUCAAAAAGUUGAAGACACUUCUGUACAAUCAUCUGAUGUAUCGCUUACUAAGAAAACUCGCAUUCAUACAAGUAACUUGCAAAAGGCAUGGACAGUUACACGGCGUGUCUCGAAAGAUGAUUGGUUAGAAUGGUUGCGUCAUUUAAGUGUUGAAUUAUUAAAAGAAUCUCCAUCUCUUGCAUUAAAAGCUUGCUCUGCGUUCGCCAAGACUUACACUCCAUUAGCAAGACAUUUAUUCAAUGCAUCAUUCCUGUCAUGUUGGAGUGAACUGGAUGAAGGGCAACAGAAUGAGUUGAUCACUUGCAUACAGAUGGCACUUGCUGCACCCGACGUACCACCGGAAGUCACUCACACUUUACUUAACCUUGCAGAGUUUAUGGAACACACAGAUAAGGGCCCACUACCCAUGUCUGAUGACAAUGGUGUAGCUUUACUUGGUGAAACAGCAUCAAGAUGUAGAGCGUUUGCCAAAGCUUUACAUUAUAAGGAACUGGAGUUCAGCAAAAAUAAAUCAAGUGCUGUCAUUGGUGAUCUGAUCAACAUCAACAGUAAACUUGGUCAACCAGAAGCAGCAGAUGGAGCACUUCAAUGUUACAUCAACACCAUACAGAAACCAAACCAACAGCAUAAUAUCAACGUUGAAUGGUAUGAGAGAUUACAUAAAUGGGUUGAAGCAAAGAACGCCUACCACACCAAGUUACGAGUUCCGUUAUCUGAAGUUGAUUGUCCCGAUGAGAAAAUGAGAGAAGAAAGAAUGAGCGAACAUAAGAUUGGAUACAUGAGGUGUUUGGAAGCAUUAGGGGAAUGGGACAACUUGCAUAGUUAUGCAGAAGAGCAAUGGUCCACAUGUAUGGUAGGUGAUGCUAAGAAACGAAUGGCUCGCUUGGCUGCAGCUGCUGCAUGGGGACUUGGAAAAUGGAACAGUAUGGAUGAAUACACAUGCAUGAUACCACGUGAGCAUUAUGAUGGGACCUUGUAUCGAGCUGUCAUCGCAAUACACCAAGGACAUUUCCCACAAGCACAAGAGUGCAUCAGUGAAGCACGUGAGAUACUCGACAGUGAGUUGACGGCUCUAGCGGGUGAAUCUCACAGCAGAGCUUACCCUGCGUUGGUUAACUGUCAACUCCUCGCUGAAUUGGAAGAAGUUAUACAUUACAAGUUGAUGCCGGAUAGACGUGCCGUGAUCAGACAAGCAUGGUGGGACAGACUACAGGGUUGCCAGAGGAAACUUGAAGAUUGGCAGCGAAUAAUUCAAGUUCGAUCUCUGGUUGUUUCACCACAGGAAGACAUGAGAACUUUGCUCAAGUUUUCAAGUCUUUGCAUGAAAACUGGUAGAGAGGUGCUAGCUCACAAGACUCUGGUCAAACUUCUUAACAUGGAUCCAAGGAAAGAGCCCAACAAGCCAUUACCCACAACUUACCCUUAUGUAUCAUUUGCUUAUAUUAAGCACAUUUGGAAACAGAAUAAGAAGGAAGAAGCAUUAACCAGAAUGCAUAAGUUUGUUGCUAGCAUUCAAAACGUGCCUUCCACAUUAUCUGAUGCUGAUCAAAGAAGUGAAUUAAACCAUCUAUUAUCAAGGUGUUUCCUGAAAUUGGGUGCAUGGCAUCAGGACAUGAAAGGAUUGAGCGACCAAAAUAUUUCUCAAGUCAUCAACUUUCAUAAACUUUCUACAGAGCAUGACCGCAGUUGGUAUAAGGCAUGGCACUCAUGGGCAGUUGUAAACUUUGAGUGCGUUUUGUUUUAUAAAAACAAACUUGACAUUGCCACUGAAAGUCAACUACCCCGGGAAAUACCAGAUUAUUUGGAAAAAGGUUUAAGUAAGGACGAUAGCAGUGAGGAUUCUGACUUGAGUUGUUCUGAUCCUGAACUUAAUCAACCUAUCCAGUUGAAAAAUAUCGCGCAACCAGAUUUCAGCUCCACAAUUCUCACAUACGCGAUUCCAUCAGUUCAAGGAUUCUUUCAUUCAAUCGCUUUAUCCCAUGGCAACUCUCUGCAAGACACACUCAGAGUAUUAACAUUAUGGUUUGAAUAUGGCCACCACCAUAAGUUACACGAUGUCAUCGUGGAAGGAAUUAAAACAAUCAAGAUAGAAAACUGGCUGCAGGUGAUCCCACAAUUAAUUGCAAGAAUAGAUUCCCCAAAAUCUUUAGUUUCAAAUAUAAACCAUCUCCUGUUAACUGAUAUUGGAAAGCAUCAUCCACAGGCCUUAAUCUACCCACUGGCUGUUGCAUCUAAAUCAGCCAUCCCUAUGAGAAACAUUGCUGCCAAUAAAAUAUUAAAUAAAAUGUGUGAUCAUUCAAAUACACUUGUCAAGCAAGCAAUAUUGGUAUCUGAAGAAUUGAUAAGAGUUGCAAUAUUAUGGCACGAGUUAUGGCAUGAAGGGUUAGAAGAAGCAUCAAGACUUUACUUUGGGGAGCGUGACGUAAGAUCAAUGCUCGCCACUCUUCAACCACUGCAUGCUUUGUUGGAACGAGGGCCACAAACUUUGAAGGAGAUCAGUUUCAAUCAGGCUUAUGGUCGUGACCUGCAAGAAGCUCAAGACUGGUGUCGGAAAUUUACGCAGUCGAGUAAUAUUAAAGAUCUUAAUCAAGCAUGGGAUCUUUAUUAUCAUGUGUUUAGAAGGAUAUCUAAACAAUUACCACAACUCACCACCAUAGAGUUACAAUACGUCUCACCCAAGUUAAUGGUGUGCAAAGAUCUGGAGUUGGCCGUACCUGGAACUUAUAAUGCAUUGAAACCAAUUGUGUGUAUAAGGUCCAUACAACAUACAUUACAAGUGAUUACCUCAAAACAAAGACCAAGAAAACUGUCCAUUAAAGGUAGUAAUGGCAGAGAUUACACGUUCCUGUUGAAAGGUCAUGAGGACUUAAGACAAGAUGAGAGAGUUAUGCAGUUGUUUGGGUUGGUGAAUACUUUGCUGUCAAUGGACCAAGCUUCUAGCAGGAAAAACCUUGGAAUACAAAGAUUUUCGGUUGUUCCAUUAUCUACUAACUCCGGUUUGAUUGGUUGGGUUCCAAACUGUGACACGUUACAUGCACUCAUUCGUGAUUAUCGAGAUAAAAAGAAAAUUCUUCUAAACAUCGAACACAGGAUCAUGCUACGGAUGGCACCAGAUUAUGAUCAUUUAUCAUUGAUGCAAAAAGUAGAGGUGUUUGAACAUGCGAUAAACAACACUGCUGGUGAUGAUUUGGCUCGGUUAAUCUGGUUAAAAAGUCCAACGUCAGAAGCUUGGUUUGAUAGAAGAACGAACUAUACGCGAUCAUUAGCUGUAAUGUCGAUGGUAGGACAUGUGUUGGGGUUGGGGGACAGACAUCCAAGCAACUUAAUGCUGGAUAGAAUAAGUGGAAAAGUUCUUCAUAUUGAUUUUGGUGAUUGCUUCGAGGUUGCAAUGGCUCGUGAAAAGUUUCCCGAAAAAAUUCCGUUCCGCUUAACUCGCAUGCUGACUAAUGCUAUGGAGGUGACGGGAAUUGAAGGAAAUUACAAACAUACUUGUCGAAUGGUAAUGAAUGUAUUAAGACAACACAAAGAAAGUGUGAUGGCCGUCUUGGAAGCUUUUGUUUACGAUCCAUUACUUAACUGGAGACUUGUUGAGAGUUCUGAACAUGGUCGAAUAAUGGAGAGUGGUUCAAUAUCCGAUGCAUUGGGUGUUGGUCAUACUGGUAUUGCGCAAACACCAGGUGAAACAGGAACUGCCAGACCUGAGGUUCUCAACAAAAAAGCGCUUGUUAUUGUUAAUAGAGUUCGAGAUAAACUGACAGGUUGUGAUUUCAGUGCUGUUUCAAUAGAUGUACCCACACAAGUAGAUUUGUUAAUUAAACAAGCAACUUCUCAUGAAAACUUAUGCCAGUGUUAUAUCGGAUGGUGUCCUUUCUGGUGAAGUGCGCAACUUGGAACUAAUCCUGCCAUAUCAAGUCAAUGAAAUCAAAACAUGCAGUGGUUGAAUUGGGAAAUUUAAUACAGCAAUUGCAAUUACAUCUAUAGUAACAUUUUGCCGUAAAGUCAUGAAAAUGAAUUUAAUUUGGGUGUUUUCAUAUUUUUUGGUGAGAAAGUUCUAAAACUGUCAGUGGUUUAAAAUCUCAUUCUACAUGGGUAAGACGAAAGGUCCUAACACAAGUUAUGUUAUAUGAUGUAAGGUUCAGGCCAAAUUGGCCCAUUUUUACAAAUCAUUUAUUAAACUGUAAUCGUGUUAUUUUUAACAGACUUGAAUAAAUUUUAUGUUCGUC